Geodia barretti is the source of this 1062-nucleotide messenger RNA. The record is from the annotation of a GenBank genome assembly. NCBI's taxonomy places the organism in Eukaryota, Metazoa, Porifera, Demospongiae, Tetractinellida, Geodiidae.
AUGGUCGAGGCCUCCAUUCGCAGCGCGUCCAAGGGCUCUGCUGGACGAGCGCCGCCAACUGCGCCCGACGAGUUGGCCGCACUGGCCUCCGUGGACGACGCGACGGUUCCGUCCCUGGCUGCUCUGGCCCACGAGGUGCGCCUCGCCUGGGCGGGCCCCAUGGUGGAGGUGGAGGGCAUCCUGUCGGCCAAGACCGGGGGCUGUCCCGAGGACUGCCAUUUCUGCAGCCAGUCGGCCGCGUUCGAUACGCAAGUCAAGGCCACCCCGUUCCUCGACACCACCGAAGUGCUGACCGCGGCCCGCGAGACCGCAGCACUGGGGGCAAGCGAGUUCUGCAUGGUGCUGGCUGUGCGGGGACCGGACCGCCGCACCUUGGACCGGCUCAUCGAGCUGACCGCGCUGGUGUCGGCCGCUACCGGCCUGAAUGUGGCGGUGAGCGCCGGCAUCCUCACCCGGGAGCAGGCCUUCGAGCUGGCUGCGGCCGGAGUGCACCGCUACAACCACAACCUGGAGACGAGCCGCUCCUUCUUCGGCGAAGUCGUCACCACCCACAGCUUCGACGAGCGGGUGGACACCUGCGAGUACGUGCGCGAGGCCGGAAUGGAGCUGUGCUGCGGCGUGCUGCUGGGCAUGGGCGAGAGCAUCGAGCAGCGUCUGGAGUUGAUCGAGCAGAUCCGAGCGGUGGAGCCCUGCGAGGUGCCCAUCAACUUCUUGAACCCCCGUCCGGGCACGCCCCUGCAGAUCCGCAAGCCCGUCGGGGCGCUGGAGGCGAUCCGCUGGAUCGCGCUGUUCCGGCUGGCAUUGCCGUCGGUGAUCCUGCGCUACGCCGGCGGACGGGAGAUCACCCUGCGCGACCUGCAGGCCAUGGGCAUGACCUCAGGAAUCAACGCGCUGAUUGUGGGCAACUAUCUCACCACGCUGGGCCGCUCGCCCCAACAGGAUCUGGACAUGCUCGCGAGACCUGCGCAUGCCCAUAGGCAGCCUGUCGGCCGCGGUUUGAGCGCAAGGGGCGGGGUACUGCCGCGGCUGCGGGCGCCGCGACUGCUCCGGCUGCCUGCCUGA